AUGGCCAAGACACAUAACUUCCUUUUCACUGGAUUAUUGAUUUUCAUCUCAGUGCAGUGGACUCUGUGCACUUUAGCGGAAGAGCGUAAUGCAGACUACUGGAACAACAAAGGCAGGCAGGCUCUCCACACUGCUCUGAAUAAUCAGCCCAACAUGCACAAAGCCAAGAACAUCAUUCUUUUCCUGGGGGAUGGUAUGGGAAUAACAACAGUGACCGCUGCCCGGAUUCUCAAAGGCCAGUUGGCAAAACAAUCUGGGGAGGAGAGUAGUUUGGUUAUGGAUACCUUCCCUUAUCUGGCACUGUCUAAGACAUACAAUGUGGACCAGCAGAUGCCAGACAGUGCUGGCACAGCCACGGCAUACUUAUGUGGUGUGAAAGCCAACUACGGCACUGUGGGUGUCACUGCUGCCACCCAAAGGAACAACUGUGCUGCUUCGCGUGGAAAUGAAGUCAAAUCUAUUCUGCAUCGUGCCAAGAAAGCAGGGAAAAAAGUUGGAAUCGUCACAACGACCAGAGUACAGCACGCCUCCCCUGCUGCAAGCUAUGCUCACUCUGCUAACAGAGACUGGUAUGCUGACUCUGAUCUCAGCUCUGAGGCUAUCCAAAAUGGCUGCCGUGACAUUGCUUAUCAACUGGUUCACAACACAGAGAUAGAUGUUAUUCUCGGUGGAGGUCGUCAGUACAUGUUCCCCAAAACCACACAAGACCCCGAGUAUAACAAUACAACAGGAGACAGAAAAGAUGGACUAAAUCUUAUUGCGGAGUGGGAAAAGACCAAAGAAAGAGCUAAAUAUGUUUGGAACAAAGCCGAAUUUGAUGCUGUCAAUCCUCAACAUACAGACUUCCUGCUGGGUCUAUUUGAGCCCAAAGACUGCCGGUAUGAGUUGGAGCGUGAUCCAGCAACAGAUCCUUCCCUUACAGAGAUGACAGAGAAGGCAAUAAAGAUUCUCAGCAAGGGUGAAAAUGGAUUCUUCCUCUUUGUGGAAGAUAAUGGGAGAAUUGACCAUGGACAUCAUGCUGGGAUAGCCAAAAAUGCUCUCCAUGAAGCCGUAGAGUUUGACCGGGCCAUUGGGCGAGCAGCUGAACUCACCAGUGAACUGGACACUCUGACUGUUGUCACUGCUGACCACUCCCAUGUCUUUGCUUUUGGGGGACAUUCUGCAAGAGGAAACUCAGUUCUAGGAGUGUCACGUAACCUGGCUGAUGACAAGAAGCACUUCACCACUGCUGUGUAUGGAAAUGGACCAGGAUAUAGGAGUGGAACUCGUCCAGAUAUGAAUGAGUCAGUUUCAUCAAGCGAUGAUUACCUUCAGCAGGCUCCUGUUCCUAUUGAUUCAGAGACCCAUGGUAUAGAGGAUGUGGCCAUCUUUGCCAAAGGUCCGAUGGCUCACCUUUUCCAUGGUGUCCAGGAGCAGAGCUACAUUCCUCAUGUCAUGGCUUAUGCUGCCUGUGUAGAGCCCUACACAGACUGCAUUCUUCCAAACCAUGCUGUAGUGUUUCACUCUGGCCUGCUGCUCCUUCUGAUGUGCCUCCUUCUUACCCUCUGCUCUGCCUGAGAUCACUGUUCCAGGAAGAUUUGUCUGAUUUUGUAUUAACUGUGUUAUUAUACAUUUUUGUUUAAAAUUUAAGUUAUUUUUUAAUAAACUAGAAUAUAUAUAUAGCCUACACAACUUUAACAGUAGUACCGUUAUGAUGCCAUUUUUGCUUGUUCUGAUUACAUUGUGAUGAUAAGUAUUAAUUUAUAUUGCUUAGAG
Messenger RNA from Melanotaenia boesemani (Boeseman's rainbowfish), 1755 nucleotides. It is a transcript of the gene alpi.2, whose product is annotated as alkaline phosphatase, intestinal, tandem duplicate 2. Gene Ontology annotation, biological process: dephosphorylation. Gene Ontology annotation, molecular function: alkaline phosphatase activity. The transcript has 11 exons. The coding region runs from base 1 to 1557 and encodes 518 amino acids. Gene Ontology annotation, cellular component: plasma membrane. The record is from RefSeq and is a predicted model, not a curated record. Lineage: Eukaryota; Metazoa; Chordata; Actinopteri; Atheriniformes; Melanotaeniidae.